GAAAAGCUCAAGCGGAGCCAUGCUUCGAGAAUCGACGACGACUGCUCGGUAAAGCGUUGGCAAUGUUCGAGAACUGUGUGCACACAGAUCCUCACGACUACCUGGCGCACUACUACUGCGCUUUGUACCAUGCUAUAGUCCGAGAUUUGGAAGCAGCUCGUGAACGUUGUGCCAGGUCUCUAGAAUUAAACGCAGAGCAGCCGGCUGCUAUAAUGCUGUUAGCUCUUAUUUUCACCGCUGAAGCUGACCUCAAGGGUGCACUCGAACUAGUGGUAAAUGCAUUGAAAGAUUUUCCGACACACUACGGUCUUCUAGUUCUCCGAUUGCAUAUUGAAACUAAAUUUGGUCGAAUCGACGAGUCUCUGGGUACUUGUUCUUAUUUGCUGGAUUUUUGGCGAAAACGAGACUGCUGCAUUGAAGAUGAGCGAGUGCAGCUUACUCUUAAUGUUGCUGAUGGUCAGAGUAUGCUGAAAGAUGCGCCGAGUGUGAAAGCAG
Molecule: messenger RNA, 495 nt
Organism: Ostertagia ostertagi
Lineage: Eukaryota; Metazoa; Nematoda; Chromadorea; Rhabditida; Trichostrongylidae
Source: the annotation of a GenBank genome assembly